AUGUCAAAUACGGUAUCAAAGAACAAACCUCUUACAGCCAUCGUUAUAGGUGCAGGACAGAGAGGAAAAACCUAUGCAGGAUAUGCUGAACAUUUCCCUGACAAAAUCAAAAUCGUUGCCGUAGCAGACCCCAGAGAAUUCCAUGCCAAUUUACUAAAAACGAAGCACAAUAUCGCUGAUAAAUAUGUUUUUAAAGACUGGAAAGAAGUUAUUGAGUUAGAAAAGUUUGCUGAUUGCGUGAUUAUAACGACCACCGAUCAGCUGCAUAAGGAACCGGCGGUUGCUUUCGCGAAGAAAGGUUACCAUAUCUUAUUGGAGAAACCCAUGGCUGUUACAGCAGAAGACUGUAUAGAAAUAGUCAAAACUGUGAAAGAAAACGAUGUAUUGCUGGUUGUUGGUCAUGUAUUACGUUACAUCAUGUGGUCCCUCAAAAUAAAAGAAAUAAUAGACAGUGGUGCACUCGGGGAAAUUGUCAAUAUUCAGCAUACUGAACCGAUUGGUUUUUGGCAUUUUGCACAUUCGUUUGUUCGAGGUAACUGGCAUAACGAAGCCGACAGUUCUUGUUCUUUAUUAGCCAAAUGCUGCCACGACAUUGAUUUAAUUUACUAUUGGAUGGGUGAUCUAAAAUGCGAAAAUGUGUCUUCCUUUGGACACCUUUCUCACUUCACCAGGGAGAAUAAGCCUAAAGAUGCUGCUGAACGCUGCAUGGAUUGUCCAGCUCAUGUCGAGAAUAACUGUGCUUAUUCUGCUAAACGCAUUUAUCUAGAUAUGGUUAAAAGUGGUCAUACAGGAUGGCCUGUAAAUGUCGUAUCGGAUAUACCAGAUAUAGAAAAUUUGACGAAAGCCUUAAAAACAGGACCAUACGGGAAAUGUGUUUACCAGAAUGAUAAUGACGUCAUGUCACAACAGGUUGUCAAUUUUCAGUUUACAGGCGGUGCUACGGCUACCUUGACUAUGAUAGCUUUUACUAAAGGUAUAUGUGCCAGAGCAACCAACAUUUAUGGAACCAAGGGUGAAUUAAAGUUUGAUGAUGCCAAAUCGAAUGAAAUCCACGUCUUUGAUUUUCUUACUGGACAAACAUGUAAGUUUAUGCUUUGA
Lottia gigantea (owl limpet) is the source of this 1098-nucleotide messenger RNA. RefSeq lists its product as hypothetical. The record is from RefSeq and is a predicted model, not a curated record. The transcript has 10 exons. Gene Ontology annotation, molecular function: nucleotide binding. NCBI's taxonomy places the organism in Eukaryota, Metazoa, Mollusca, Gastropoda, Lottiidae. The coding region runs from base 1 to 1098 and encodes 365 amino acids.